This is a messenger RNA of Sinocyclocheilus anshuiensis, 2757 nucleotides long. Its product is annotated as deleted in malignant brain tumors 1 protein. The transcript is spliced from 16 exons. Lineage: Eukaryota; Metazoa; Chordata; Actinopteri; Cypriniformes; Cyprinidae. The coding region runs from base 1 to 2757 and encodes 918 amino acids. The record is from RefSeq and is a predicted model, not a curated record.
AUGGAAGCUCUGACUCUCCUUUUCUGUCUGCUUCUAACUGCCUUUCAAGCAAAAACCAUUGGGUCAUGGACAACAGAUAGCUGGCUGCAUUUCACUGAAGGUUUUUCAGAACCAUGUGGUGGCUAUAUGACAGAUUGGAGGGGUGAAUUAUUCAGUCCCUGGUACCCUAAUAACUACCCUAAUAAUGCACAAUGCACCUGGACCAUUCAUAGCACAGGGAACGCAACUGUGUCAUUGAUCUUCACCGAUGUCGAUUUGGAAACAUGCUGUGAUUACAUCAAAGUAUACGAUGGUCCUUCUACCCUCCACCCCUUACUGGGAGAAAUACAGGAGUACAGGAACCAGUCUUUCAAAUCCAGCAGCAAUGAUCUGACUGUGCUUUUCUACAGUGACAGUAGUGUAACACAUAGAGGAUUUCACGCAAACUGGGUCUUUGUAGAGGCUUCCUCAGAUGACCCCUGCUACAGCUACACUGUACUGGACGAUCCUUGGAGAGCCACUGACUAUCAGAAUGACUCGGUCUUAAUGUGUGACCAGAAUGUGAAUUGGUCUGGCUGGUAUCGUCUCUUCAUUCAUGGCCAGAGUGUCCAGAUGCCAGACACAUGUAUUGAUAAGUACAAAUGUGGCACUCAUGCCCCACUGUGGUUAAACGGAGGACACCCAGAAGUCGAGGAUGGAGUGGUCACCCGAGGUGUCUGUGGUCACUGGCACAAUAACUGCUGCUAUUACAGUACUACUCCCAUUAGAGUGAAAGCCUGUCCAGGCAAUUAUUAUGUCUAUGAAUUUGUUAGGCCAAGUAUCUGUUAUUUGGCAUACUGUGCAGAUGUUGGGAACAUCAACACCACCUAUACAACAAUCACACCAGAGACCAAUUCAUCAGGUAAUUAUUUUUAUUCUCAUUUUCCAUGUUUAUGUGAAGAACCAUGUGGUGGCUAUAUGACAGAUUGGAGGGGUGAAUUAUUCAGUCCCUGGUACCCUAAUAACUACCCUAAUAAUGCACAAUGCACCUGGACCAUUCAUAGCACAGGGAACGCAACUGUGUCAUUGAUCUUCACCGAUGUCGAUUUGGAAACAUGCUGUGAUUACAUCAAAGUAUAUGAUGGUCCUUCUACCCUCCACCCAUUUCUCGGAGAAAUACAGGAGUACAGGAACCAGUCUUUCAAAUCCAGCAACAAUGAUCUGACUGUGUUUUUCUACAGUGAUCACAGUAUAACACGUAAAGGAUUUCAUGCAACCUGGCUCUUUGUAGAAUCAUGUGGUGGCUAUAUGACAGACUGGAUGGGUGACUUGUCCAGUCCUCGGUACCCUAAUAACUACCCUGAUAACUCAUAUUGCAGAUGGACCAUUCAUAGCACAGGGAACAUGACAGUGUCACUGACCUUCACCGAUGUUGCUUUGGAAACAUGUUGUGAUUACAUCAAAGUAUACGAUGGUCCUUCUACCCUCCACCCCUUACUGGGAGAAAUACAGGAGUACAGGAACCAGUCUUUCAAAUCCAGCAGCAAUGAUCUGACUGUGCUUUUCUACAGUGACAGUAGUGUAACACAUAGAGGAUUUCACGCAAACUGGGUCUUUGUAGUUUCUCACCCCGAGUGUGGAGGACACCUGUAUGGUUCUGGGCUGUUUUCCAGUCCAAACUACCCCAGCUAUUACCACGACAAUGCUUACUGUGUGUGGUAUCUCUCUGCUCAGCAAGGACAGAGGAUCUUCCUGACAUUUGCUGAUGUGCAAUUGGAGCGCUGCUGUGACUGUGACUACAUCACAGUAUACGACGGCUCUUCCACUGGUCAUCCACAGCUGGGAAAGGUCUGCUUCAAUGACACCACACCCCAGGUGUUUCACUCUUCUUCACGAUACUUGACUGUUGUCUUCAGGAGCGACUACUCUGGUGUCAGCCAUGGUUUCAAGGCCCUUUUCACAAGCUCUCUGACUGCAGAUGAAGGUCAUGUGGAUUGUUCCUCAGACAAAAUGGUCAUUGCCAUUCAGAGGUCUUACCUGAACUCACUCGGGUUGAGUGGAAAUGACCUUUAUGUAGAUGACCAUCUUUGCAGACCCAACAUUAGCAGUACUGAGGUUGUGUUCAGCUUCCCACUUGACGCAUGUGGGACCGCCAAAGAGAUGAUGAAUGGUUAUGUGUCCUACACCAACAAUGUGCGGGCCUCUCAGUCUCAGUCGAGUGAAAUCACUCGUCAGUCACAGUUCCUGCUACACGUGGGCUGCCGAAUGGAGCCGGACACCAUGGUGCAGAUAUUCUACAAGGCCAGGGAGAACAUCAAUGCCAACAUCACAGGAACGGGCCGCUUCAAUGCCAGCAUAGCUUUCUACACCUUCAGCAGUUUCUACCAACAAAUUUACGACUCUCCAUAUGAGGUGAACUUGAAUCAGCUUCUGUAUGUUCAGGUCGAGCUAAACAGGCAUGACAACAGUCUGGAUCUCUUCCUGGACACUUGUGUAGCGUCUCCAAAUCCCAAUGACUUCAAAGAUCGCUCCUAUGACCUGCUCCGUAACGGAUGUCCAAAAGACAACACAUAUUAUUCCUACACCAGUGGUGAAUACUACUACGCUCAGUUCAGUUUCCGGGCUUCCAAGUUCCUCCGGACUCCGCAGUGUAAGGUAAUCAUCUGCCCCGAUAACGAUUAUAAUUCUCGCUGCCGGCAAGGUUGUCGCUUCCAUCGCAAGAUAGCCCUUCACAGCACCUACCACACCAAUACUGUGACGCUGGGGCCAAUCAAACUCAAAGGUCAGAGGUCUCUCUAA